This is a messenger RNA of Sceloporus undulatus (fence lizard), 3395 nucleotides long. RefSeq names its product ALG13 UDP-N-acetylglucosaminyltransferase subunit (gene ALG13). The coding region runs from base 73 to 3216 and encodes 1047 amino acids. Gene Ontology annotation, biological process: dolichol-linked oligosaccharide biosynthetic process. The transcript is spliced from 27 exons. Lineage: Eukaryota; Metazoa; Chordata; Lepidosauria; Squamata; Phrynosomatidae. Gene Ontology annotation, molecular function: hexosyltransferase activity. The record is from RefSeq and is a predicted model, not a curated record.
AAGUGCCUCCGUGUUGAGUGCGUGCCGCUCUCUCCCUCGGCUCUCUAUGGCCGCGUGGCUUCUCUCUCCGCCAUGAAGUCCGCCUUCGUGACCGUGGGCACCACCAGCUUCGACGACCUCGUCGCCGCCGUCACGGCCCCAGAAGCUCUGCAGGUUUUACGGGAUCUUGGCUAUGGCAAGCUGGUCCUUCAGGUGGGCAGGGGCUCCGUGUGCCCAGACCCCUUCAGCACAGCCGCCUUCACCCUGGAAGUCUUCAGGUUCAAGAACACGCUCGCUGAAGACGUGCGAGCGGCGGAUCUUGUCAUAAGCCACGCAGGGGCCGGCAGCUGUUUGGAGGUCUUGGAAGCUGGCAAACCCCUUCUGGUGGUUGUCAAUGACAAACUAAUGGACAACCAUCAGUUAGAAUUGGCAAGGCAGCUGCACAGAGAUGGGCAUCUUUUUUACUGCAGUAGCAGCAUCCUCCUCCUCCCCUUUUCCACUCCCUUUUUCCCUCUGGAGGAGGAGACCAUGCAGAAAGGCUGGAAGAAGUACUUUGGCCAGAAGUCCCUCUCGGAGGUGACCAUGGACGAGUAUCUGGGCAGCUUGGGCCUCUAUCGCAAACUUACCGCCAAAGAUGCCACCUGCCUCUUUCGGGCCAUUUCUGAGCAGGUCUAUGCUUGUCAGAUUCAUCAUAUGGCCGUCCGAAAUGCCUGCGUGGCGUUCCUGCGGAAGAACCAGCGGAGUUUUGACUCUUAUGUGGAAGGGUCGUUUGAGAAAUACCUGGAGCGGCUUGGAGACCCCAAGGAAAGUGCUGGACAACUAGAAAUCAGUGCCUUCUCAUUGAUCUAUAACCGAGACUUCAUUCUUUACCGACACCCUGGAAAGCCUCCUUCCUAUGCGACAGACAACGGCUUUGAGGAAAAAAUACUACUCUGUUGUUCCAGUAAUGGCCAUUAUGAUUCUGUGUACAGCAAACAAUUUCAGGCAAAUGCUGCCAUUUGCCAAGCUGUCUUGUAUGAGAUCCUAUACAAAAACGUCUUCAACGUGGACGAGGAAGAGCUGAGGACCGCCGUGGAGAUGUUUCGAAGCGGGUCUAAGAAAAACAGAAGUGGUGGCUCUGUGGGGAGCGAGGAUGCCAGUUUCGACUGCCUUCCCGAAAGAGGGUCCAGGACCUCUCCAGAAAAAAGGCUGGAAGAUUGGGAGAGCUUUGAGUCUGCCGGCCAGCCAGAGGAAAAGUGCAAACAAGCCGUCGAAGAGGCAAAGCCUCCAGACAACCCAAAGAUGCCCUUUCCUUACAAAGUACUGAAAGCGCUGGACCCUGAGAUCUAUCGGAAUAUCGAGUUUGAUGUUUGGUUGGAUAGUAGAAAAGAGCUUCAGAAGACAGAUUACUUGGUGUUCGCUGGGAGACAGUACUAUCUUGGGGACAAGUGUCAGGUCCGCCUAGACACCGCGGGCAAAUACUACAACGCUCACAUCCAGGAUGUCGGACAGGAUAAUACGGUAACCGUCUUCAUUGAAGAGCUGGCAGAGAAGCACCUUGUUCCACUUGUGAAUUUGAAGCCUGUGACGCAAGUGACGCCGGUCCCUGUAUGGAACGUAGUCCCCAGUCGAAAAGGGGGAAACUAUCAGAAGCUGUCAGAUAUGGACAUAAAAUCGCGGAAGAAACUGUUUAAAAAAGUCAGAGGCAAAGAGGUCUAUAUGACUGUAGCCUAUAGCAAAGGGCACUCUGUCCUUCCUCCUCGGCUGCAGCAUGGCAUUUCGUCAGGACGAUCGUCUCCGGUUCAUUGCUCCCAAAGUGGAGGCCAUAUAAGUCCUUACGAACAUUACCAGCCUCCCAAUUCCCAGCGGCCUGGCAGGGGAUAUGGCAUGUCCAGGGGAUCUGCCCGGUUUAUAAACCGGAACAACAUAGUAGGGCCUGAAAUAGCCUUCUAUUCUACAGCAGGAAAGAGGUGUUAUCAGAGCUACGAUAACUUUUCAUAUAGAUCACGCUCCUACAGCCGUAGCCGCCGGCAAAUGCAGUGUGUCAAUAAGGAGUGCCAAUACGGUUUUUCACCUGAGAAUGGCGAGGAGCCUCAAGGUCUGGAAGAAACCAUCACUUUCUACGAAAUUGAAGAAGGGGACGACACAACUUAUCCUGCCUUAGCUAAUCAGAGCAACCCAACUCCAAUUGUUCCUGCUCCGGCAGGAUUUUGGGUAGCAAGGACGGGCCCAAGCCCCAUCCCACCCAACAAGCAGGGUCUCAAUUCCUCGGAGGAAGAAGUAGAUGAGCCAAGUGAUAACGGAGAGUACCAUGAGGAUUAUCUCUAUACUCCUUCAGAUCCAGACUGUGAAACUCCGACAGUAUUUAGCGCUGCUGAAUCUACUGCAAACUUAUCUCUGCAAGACGGGAGAACAGGUCCUCUGUCUUCUCAAGAAGGAGUUGCUUCAUACAGUUAUUCUCAGAAGGUGAUGGUGAAUUCUGCAGUUAUUUCUUCCUCCUCUUGCGCCAAUCCUGCUCCAGACUCGGCCUUCUCCUCCAGCUCAGCGGCGCCAACUCAAGUCAGCGUGACCACAAGUGCACCACACAACGCUGUGCAACCCAUCAUCAUAUCCCCUUCUGUGGGAAGGCAAGUUGUGAUUCCUUCAGCUCCUUUCCCGUACCAGUCGCCUCCCCUUGUGCCAAGCAGCGAUGUGGGAGAAAACGGAAGUGUAACUCCUCCAUACUCUUGUGAUCCAAGUGGAAAUGACCUGCCGAGGGACCCAAAGAUCUUGCAGUAUUACUUUAAUUUGGGCUUGCAGUAUUACCAUCAAAGCUGCUGGAACCCCAUGAUGCAUGUGCAGCAGGUGCCGCCAUCUCCUCACAUGGAAGCUUACCAGCCGUAUCCGGAGCCCAUCCCAGUCAUAGAUCCAUCCAUGCCUCCACCGUACUCAGAAGUAGGAAGGAAUGAUAUGCGCCAGGUCCACAUCGACACUUCAGCAAACGGGGCUUUACCAAACGCCGAACCACCUCUGCCGCCCCACGGAGCCGUGUAUUACCCUGUCAUACCCGAUCCUUACACGCAGCCGCCUCUACCGGGAUACGACGCUUGCGUUCCUUUAGUGCCUGCCUACCAUUACGUCGGCCCUUGGUAUCCGGGAAACUCAUCCUACGGCAAUUCCGCGCGCAUCCAUGGUGCUGUGAAUCCCGGCCACUUCCAACAAGUUGGUUACGUGGCCUCGUCGAACCCUGCGCCGCAUUUUGUAGCUCAAAGUAUGUGAACCUGGAAGGACUGAAUCACUCGAAGCAUUCCUGUUUCUUUUUGUUGUGUUGUUUUAUUUCGGUUUAAUUCCUGAGCAUAGUAGUGGUAGGCGAAACGUUACCUUUUUUUAAUUUGUCGUGUUUUAUAUAAAUUGUUGGUUUGUAUUUAUGGUGGGGGUGGGGGUCAGGAACCAUAUUU